Messenger RNA from Pseudo-nitzschia multistriata, 3159 nucleotides. The record is from the annotation of a GenBank genome assembly. Lineage: Eukaryota; Bacillariophyta; Bacillariophyceae; Bacillariales; Bacillariaceae.
CAACGAUUUUGAAUAUUGUCAUGCAUCACCCUUACAAGUAUCAAAUAUACCGCUUAACCAUACAAUUCAUACUGAACAUACAACAAUUUAUUUCGAAAAAUCUUAGACGGGACAAUGGCGAGAAGUUCUUUUCAUCUAUCGCUAUGCCUGGUUGCCAUUAUUGCCUGCCUUUCACCGGAGAGUGCUCGCGCAGGUCUAAGUGCAACUGCUGAGAAGAAUUCAAAUCAACUCUAUCACGAACGGAAGGAAUCUUCAAACGUCGAGAAAAACUUCAACCAGCUACCAUCAAUUGAAAACGAAGUGGAAUCGCUGUUCGACGAAGUUUCUUUCUAUUCUGCAUUUCAACCUUCACCUUUGGUUGACCAAACCGAACAUAACAACGAGAUCGAGGACGUGUUUCGGCGGGCACUGCAGUUUCAACCUACUGUGAAUGCACCAACUUUUCAGGGAGCACAGGGCACGCGAAAUAGAGGCACCUCAUUCUUGGGUGGUCACCUUCAAGAAGUGGGCGUCUUCGGAGGUGUUGGUGCUCGCAGGGGAGGCGUUCGAGGCAGCGGAGGACAACCGCCACUUCAAGUACAGGACCAGGUGAGACUUAAUGGACAUGGCCCAAUUCCAAAAACAGGCAAACAAAAAGUUAGCAGUCUCAAAAUGGCUAAGUCCACUAAGAGUAUCAAGUUUGCGAAAGACAAACACAAACAAUUCAAGAAAGACAAACGAUACAAAGGUAAGCUCGAGAAAAAAUGCUGUGGCUUUGCGAACACAAUAAUGUAUACACCAUGGAUUUAUAUACUUUUGCAGAUCUCAUUCGGUUUAAAAUGUUUGCUGUUUCGUUAAUAACAAUUUUAGGGGAGAAGAGAGAUAUCGAUCACAAAUUGACCAAGAGUGGAAAGAAAGACGAAAAAUUUAGCUACGACCCCUACGAUGCAGACGAUGACAAUUUCCCUCUGCACGACGAUUGGACUUUUGACUCUUGGUCAUGGGAAUGGGUGGAAGAAGAUGAUUAUGAACAUCACGACGCUAGUGCACAAUUCAAAAUGCCUGAUUCUUCAACGCAACAAAGUAGUGGCUUUGGUGGUGCCCUAGGUGGCAUGAGGGGGUGGCAAGCCGGUACGAUCAAUAGUGAUAUAUCAGAAACCAUGAUGGGACGAAUGGAUUUGGGUGGAUUUUCAUCUAUUAGUAAUUGGAAGCCGGCCAGUGAAGCAAUCGGUGCCAUACCCCAACAGACAAACCACAUGCUACAUCAGACGGACGAAGCUAGCCAAUCAAAUGGUGUCACAACUGCACAAACUAAUCAUUAUGGGCAGGUAACCCAGAUGGGCGGAGUUAGUAGUCACACUGGUGUCACAACCGCGCACGCUAAUCAUAACAGUCAACCAUCAGUCCAGACUGGUGAAGCUAGUCAAUCAAUCCAAGCCACGACCUCACAGUCCAAUCAUAAUUCGCAACCAGCCCAGACCGUUGGAUCUAGUCAGUCAAUAGGUGCCACAACCGCACAGUACGAUUAUAAUUCCCAACCUACCCAGACCGGUGGAGCUAGUCAGUCGAAAGGCGCUACAACCGCACCAUACAAUCAUGUGACCAAAAGCAAUCAACUGAACUUCCCUACUAUUCAACACAUGGUAUUUUCUGGUCCAAUCCAUCUCAAGGCUCAUUCACCAGUUGAUGUGAGUACUAUGGACCCCGAAAUAUUUGCUAUCUUGCAAUCAAUUUUGACGCCAUAUUUACAAGAAACAAUGGGACCUACCCUUCACGCCUAUACAUUGGAAGUGAACUACAGUCCCGGUCAUGGCAAAAAUGUCGGCAAAGAUGUAGUGGAAACUUUGAUAGAGGUCAAUUGUGCCUUCAAGGUCAUUAGCGACUCUGUUGAGUCUUUCAAGAGUAUCAACCACGUGCAGGCAUCUCGAUGGAUUCACGAUUUUUUUGCGGGACCAGAAAUCUACAAACUCCUUGAAGCACUUCGAACCGAUAAUAUUCCUGUCAACGACAUUACUUUCGUAGAUCAAGCAUUCCAGGUCAGCGCCACAGUCGCAGAAGCCAACAGCCAGAUGGCGUCGGGAAGAUAUCCUGUGUCCAAAAACAACGAGAAGUCUUCCAAUGGGGCUUUCAUUGGAAUCACCCUCAGCGUAGUGAUCGUUGGAAUGAUCUUCUUUUUGCAUCACACGGGUCGGCUCCCAUCAAAGGCCCAAGUCGGUGCUUUCAGUCUUACAGCACGGGAUUCCGUGGCAAAACACGGUGCCACAGCUCGUCACUCCAUCGCAAAACAUAGCAAGUCGGCCCGAAAGUCUAUCGCAAAAUGUAUCCCAUCCUCUAUGAAAAGGAAAGAAUCUAGAUUAGGAAAGUAUACUGACGACGAGGUUGAAGGAGGGCGAAGGAGAACCUACUCGGGAACGUUUAGAAGACACCCGCCUGGUGGGCUUCAGAAAGCUGCCUUGCAAAAGAAACCAGCGCGAUCCGAAGAAUAUCUGGGAGAAAGCGCUAGCACCUCCUCUUCGUCGGCUGGGGGAGCUGCAAGGUCGUGUAGAAAAUCUUCUUCCUUUACCGACAUGCUCGAACAGGAUGAUUAUUCCUUCAGUAAUUUUGAAGGAGAUUACGAGCCGUCAAUUUGUGCCCCAUCGACUCCGAGCCGUAGAACAUACAACGGUGACGAAGCCAGCAUGACGGAUACCUUAGGAUAUGAUUCUUCCGCCCAUAGUCGAUCCCUUUUAGACAAAGUGAGCAACACUGUUUCUCAAGCAGCAUCCCUUUUGAGUCCAGGUAACAGUAGCUACAAACAACAAGAUGCUUCGAGGAGUCCCAUUCCUUCUUCGGCCCCAAGACGGGUUACUGCAGCUGACAUUGCCUCUCCUAAUGAUGUAGACAAUUGGUCCAUUCAGAGCUACCAAACCAAAACCCCCUCUCGCAGAUCCCCGUCUAAUCAUCCAUUAUACAGAGGAUGGAACGAUUCCGGCCCUGAAUUGAGGAUGCAGAAGUCUGAGAUUAACGAUUCCGAAGAAUCUCCUGGUCGCAAAAGAUUGAACAUCCCCCGUUUUACUUAAUGGGAGAACAAGAUUCAUGAAACGGCAAUCCAAAGACUCAAGGUCGAACCAUAGUACUCGUGCAGUUGCUUCACAGUAACGAACAAUCCGAAAGAUGUAAUAAUAAGUUAACUGUUUUCAC